This is a messenger RNA of Humulus lupulus (European hop), 846 nucleotides long. RefSeq names its product casein kinase 1-like protein HD16. NCBI's taxonomy places the organism in Eukaryota, Viridiplantae, Streptophyta, Magnoliopsida, Rosales, Cannabaceae. Gene Ontology annotation, molecular function: ATP binding; protein serine/threonine kinase activity. The transcript is spliced from 10 exons. Gene Ontology annotation, cellular component: nucleus; cytoplasm. The record is from RefSeq and is a predicted model, not a curated record. The coding region runs from base 1 to 846 and encodes 281 amino acids. Gene Ontology annotation, biological process: signal transduction; endocytosis; peptidyl-serine phosphorylation.
AUGGUGAAAGUGGGAAAGGUUGUGAUGGCAGCAGUACAGCUCCUCCAUGCGCUAGGUAAAAUUUCAAUUGUCAGACUUAUUGUACCACCCUGCUAUUUGAUUGACAAUGUGCAAUUGUUUCUUUUUACACUACAUGAUUUCUGUUUCACAUUUAUGUGUUUUAGAUAUGUGCAGAUUGGCAAUUCUCCACUGUACAAGUUAGAUAGAAAGCUGGGGAAGGGGAGUUUUGGACAAGUAUUCGUGGGAAGAAGAGUGCCUGGUGGUAUUGUUGGAACUGGGCCUGAUGCCUUUGAGGUUGCUUUGAAGUUAGAGCAUAAAAAUAGUAAAGGCUGCAGUCACGGUCCUCCAUAUGAGUGGCAAGUGUACAGUUCUCUCAAUGGUUGUUAUGGAAUUCCCUCUGUCCAUUAUAGAGGCCAGCAAGGAGACUACUAUAUCUUAGUCAUGGACAUGCUUGGCCCAAGUUUAUGGGAUCUUUGGAAUACUAAUAACCAAAUGUUGUCUGAAGAUACAGUUGCUUGUAUAGCAGUGGAGGCUAUAUCAAUUCUAGAACAGCUUCAUUUCAAAGGUUUUGUGCAUGGAGAUGUUAAACCUGAAAACUUUUUGCUUGGUCUUCCCGGAACACCUAAUGAGAAGAAGUUGUAUCUUAUUGAUCUUGGUUUGGCAUCAAAAUGGAGAGAUUCAUCAUCUGGUCGUCAUGUUGAAUAUGACCAAAAGUCGGAUGUUUUCAGAAUUUUGAAUGCUUGUGAUGUAUUUUCAAGAAUGAUUGUUGUUGGAACUAAAAACAGCAAUAAAAUGAAAAGAGCCUUCAAGAGGGAGCAUGAAGUGGAAUUUUUGACAUGUGUAUAG